GGUUCAGAUCGUAGGUUUAAGGAUUUUAGAUUAUUUGAAACCAGCCAUGUCUAGGCAGAUCACGAGACUUCUCGGAUCUCUUCGCCGUUCCUGUGGUGGCGGGAGCUCAGAGGUGGUUCCGUCAUGCUGCUCUCUCACUUCGUUGACUCAGUCUCGCUCCUUCGGGACGACUCCUCCGCCUCCUGCGGCUGUCUUUGUCGACAAAAACACCCGUGUCAUCUGCCAAGGUAUUACCGGAAAGAACGGGACCUUCCACACUGAGCAAGCUAUUGAAUACGGAACCAAAAUGGUAGCAGGAGUGACACCAAAGAAAGGUGGAACAGAACAUUUAGGUCUCCCUGUUUUUAAUACCGUUGCCGAAGCUAAAGCCGAGACUAAAGCCAAUGCCUCUGUGAUUUACGUUCCUGCGCCUUUCGCUGCUGCUGCUAUCAUGGAAGGCAUUGCUGCUGAGUUAGAUCUUAUUGUCUGCAUUACGGAAGGGAUCCCUCAACAUGACAUGGUUCGUGUAAAGGCCGCUCUUAACAGUCAAUCAAAAACUAGGCUGAUUGGCCCUAAUUGUCCUGGGAUUAUCAAACCUGGUGAAUGCAAGAUUGGGAUCAUGCCGGGAUACAUCCACAAGCCUGGAAAGAUAGGGAUUGUUUCUCGAUCUGGAACGUUGACAUAUGAAGCUGUUUUCCAAACUACUGCAGUAGGUCUUGGGCAAUCUACGUGUGUAGGAAUUGGUGGAGAUCCUUUUAACGGCACAAAUUUUGUUGACUGCUUGGAGAAGUUCUUCGUUGACCCUCAAACAGAAGGUAUCAUUCUCAUUGGAGAAAUCGGUGGUACUGCAGAAGAAGAUGCUGCUGCUUUGAUAAAGGAAAGUGGUACAGACAAGCCUGUAGUUGCUUUCAUCGCUGGACUUACUGCACCACCUGGGCGUCGGAUGGGUCAUGCAGGAGCCAUUGUUUCUGGUGGUAAGGGCACUGCUCAAGACAAGAUAAAGAGCCUAAGAGACGCUGGAGUUAAGGUGGUUGAAUCGCCGGCUAAGAUUGGUGCGGCGAUGUUUGAGAUUUUCCAAGAAAGAGGUCUUUUGAAGUGAACUGAAUAAAAUAAUGAUAAUGCCAUGAGAUGUUUCACGAACCAUUUUUUCUAAUAACCAAAAAAAAAUAUAGUAGAGAGAAAGAGUCUUUUAUAUGCC
Messenger RNA from Capsella rubella, 1177 nucleotides. Its product is annotated as succinate--CoA ligase [ADP-forming] subunit alpha-2, mitochondrial. Gene Ontology annotation, molecular function: succinate-CoA ligase (GDP-forming) activity; succinate-CoA ligase (ADP-forming) activity. Gene Ontology annotation, cellular component: mitochondrion; succinate-CoA ligase complex (ADP-forming). The transcript has 7 exons. The record is from RefSeq and is a predicted model, not a curated record. Bases 47 to 1078 code for a protein of 343 amino acids. NCBI's taxonomy places the organism in Eukaryota, Viridiplantae, Streptophyta, Magnoliopsida, Brassicales, Brassicaceae. Gene Ontology annotation, biological process: tricarboxylic acid cycle.